Molecule: messenger RNA, 5167 nt
Organism: Trachymyrmex septentrionalis
Lineage: Eukaryota; Metazoa; Arthropoda; Insecta; Hymenoptera; Formicidae
Gene: ATP8B
Product: phospholipid-transporting ATPase ID
Exons: 15
Coding region: 242-4687 (1481 amino acids)
Biological process (GO): phospholipid translocation; Golgi organization
Cellular component (GO): plasma membrane
Molecular function (GO): ATP hydrolysis activity; ATPase-coupled intramembrane lipid carrier activity; magnesium ion binding
Source: RefSeq, a predicted model, not a curated record
CCACGGUGGCGAACAAUUACACUCGCUCUAUCGGGUGAAAGACGUACGCUUGGGUUACACGGCAUCAAGCACGUUGGAUGUUUGGACCCUACGGGAGAAUGUCGAUUGGACAACCGAGUCAGUCGGGUCAUCAGAACGAGAAGCAGUCGAGUGAUAGGAACGGUGGUGGUGCGGUGACCAGAUACAGCAGAAUUUGGAUCGUGAGAUGCCAUUAAUGCUGCCGGACUAAUGCGGCCCCGCGAUGAUCGACGGGGACGAAAAGACGGUGGUGGCCCCCAGGUGGAAGAACUAUGUAAGAGACGAAGCGCGAAGCGGGGGGGAGGACGAGGUCGUCGUCUCUCCACCGGCGGCAGCGUGGCUCAGGUGCCAGAAGGUGGCAGAAGAGGUAAAGGACUGCGACGGCGAGAUCGAGUCGACGGAUGCGACGACGCGUCGAGGUAUCGCGAGGACAACGACAGUGUCCAGGGGCAGCGAAGCAGGCGGACAGUGCAGGUACUCAAUGCAGGAGGCCGAGGAAGACGAUGAUGGCGGUGGCAACAACCGCAGGAAACGAAAGAAACGACGGAAAACGCAGCGGAACAAGCAGCAGUUGCAAUUACAACAACCGCAGGUGGAGGUAACGACUAGCAGCAGUCUACAGCGAUCGCACGCGCUCGCUCUCGCUUCGUCGUCCGAUGAAGUGGAAGCGGUGGGCGAGUGCUCAAAGAGGGACUCGUCUAGCAGCCUGGGCGGCGGCAGCCGGCACAACACCUUGCGGGAGUCACUGCUGACGGUGCUGGGCAAGCUAGUGAUUUGGAAGGGCACUAGAUACCGCUCCGCUACCGCCGCGUCGUCCUCCUCGUCGGCGCCACCGAAUUCACCACCCGCCACCGAGUGCAUUGGUCGUAGCACGUCCUUCUUCUCUAGUGAAACAGAGAGGCGAAUUCGCGCCAAUAAUCGCGAGUACAACUCACAGUUUAAUUAUGCGAAUAAUUACAUCAAGACGUCCAAGUAUUCGGUUCUGACGUUCCUACCAUUGAAUUUGUUCGAGCAAUUUCAGCGACUCGCUAACUUUUACUUCCUAUGCCUGUUGGUGCUCCAGAUGAUCCCCGCCAUAUCUUCUUUAACCCCUAUCACUACAGCCAUACCGCUUAUAGGGGUACUCACGCUCACUGCCGUCAAAGAUGCCUAUGACGACUUUCAACGGCAUAGCAACGAUUCUCAAGUAAAUAAUAGAAAAUCCCGAACAUUGCGGGGUACUAAUCUUCGUGAGGAAAAAUGGUCACAGGUUCAAGUGGGCGACGUAAUCAGAAUGGAGAACGAUCAGUUUGUCGCAGCGGAUGUUCUACUGCUAACGACGAGCGAGCCGAAUGGCCUUUGUUACAUCGAAACAGCAGAAUUGGACGGGGAGACGAAUUUAAAGUGUCGUCAAUGCCUGCCUGAAACUGCGGAGAUGAUGGAUAAUCACGAAUUAAUCGGCCAGUUCGAUGGAGAGAUCAUUUGCGAAACCCCCAAUAAUUUAUUAAAUAAAUUCGAUGGAAUACUAACAUGGAGAGGAAAAAAGUACGCAUUGGAUAACGACAAGAUUAUUUUACGGGGCUGCGUACUUAGGAAUACGCAGUGGUGCUAUGGCAUGGUGAUCUUUGCGGGCAAGGAUACCAAACUGAUGCAAAACUCAGGGAAGACCAAAUUUAAGAGGACCUCUAUAGAUAGAUUGCUGAAUCUUCUUAUCAUCGGGAUAGUGUUUUUUUUACUUUCCUUAUGUCUGUUCUGUAUGGUCGGCUGUGGUAUUUGGGAAAGCCUUGUAGGUCGUUAUUUCCAGGCGUACCUACCAUGGGACUCGUUAGUGCCGAGCGAGCCCAUUACCGGUGCCACAGUGAUUGCCCUACUCGUAUUCUUUUCGUACUCUAUUGUAUUGAACACGGUGGUACCAAUCAGUUUAUAUGUGAGUGUCGAAGUUAUUCGAUUUGUUCAGUCAUUUUUAAUAAAUUGGGACGAAGAAAUGUACUACGCGCCCACGAAAACACACGCUAAAGCAAGGACUACUACGUUAAAUGAGGAGCUAGGCCAAAUAGAAUACAUAUUCUCCGAUAAAACUGGGACGUUGACGCAGAAUAUAAUGACUUUCAACAAGUGUUCUGUGGCGGGCAAGUGUUACGGCGACGUUAUUGAUGAAGUUACCGGCGAAGUCAUCGAUUUGAGCGAGACGGGCAGAGCUGUUCCAACGGCGACGAUGCAGUGGAAGAGUGGACAGGAAUUCGUACGUCCAGUUUACACACCAUUAAGUGGUCCGAAUAUAAGGCUUCUGGAACAAGCAGACAGGGUAUCUAGUACAACACCAGAAUCCGGCAUCAACGGCAGCCCAAAGAUUCCACACAAGUCUUCAACAAUGCCACCUUUGGAUUUUUCGUUUAACAAGGAUUACGAACCAGAUUUCAAAUUCUACGAUCCCGCGCUGCUCGAAGCCGUAAGACGGGAAAAUCAAGACGUCCACAGUUUUUUCAGACUGUUAGCACUUUGUCAUACUGUUAUGCCGGAAGAAAAACAUGGCAAGAUUGAAUACCAAGCACAAUCGCCUGAUGAGGCUGCCUUAGUAUCUGCAGCUAGAAACUUUGGUUUUGUUUUCAAAGAGAGAUCGCCCAACAGUAUAACGAUUGAAGUAAUGGGAAAGAAAGAGAUAUAUGAACUUCUCUGUAUUCUGGAUUUUAAUAAUGUGCGAAAGAGGAUGUCCGUAAUUUUAAGAAAAGAUGGACAGCUCCGAUUGUACUGCAAAGGAGCAGAUAACGUUAUUUAUGAGCGAUUGAAAAAGGAUAGUGAAGAGAUAAUGGCAAAAACAUUGGAUCAUCUAAAUAAAUUCGCAAGUGAAGGUUUAAGAACACUGUGCCUUUCUGUAAGAGAUUUGGACGAAAGUUUUUUCAAUAAUUGGAAGCAACGACAUCAGGAAGCAGCGUUAAGUCAAGAGAAUAGAGACGAUAAGCUGGAUGCGAUUUACGAAGAAAUAGAGAAAGAUAUGUCGUUAUUGGGUGCUACUGCCAUCGAAGAUAAAUUACAAGACGGUGUACCUCAGACCAUCGCCAAUCUGAGCCUCGCUGGUAUCAAACUUUGGGUAUUAACUGGUGACAAACAAGAAACAGCUAUCAACAUUGGAUACUCAUGCCAGUUAUUGACGGAUGAUCUUACGGAUGUCUUUGUGGUAGACGGCACAACUUACGAUAGCGUGGAGUCACAAUUAAUGCGAUAUUUGGAUACCAUUAAGAUGGCCUCGACCCAACAGAAACGGCCAACUCUCUCCAUUGUCACAUUCAGGUGGGACAAGGAAAGCAGUGAUACCGAAUACAAUCCUAGUAGGGACGAACAGGAUGAACACGAGAUGGAGCAGUCAACGGGAUUUGCAGUAGUUAUAAAUGGACAUUCUCUAGUUCACGCGUUACAUCCACAGCUGGAACAGCUUUUUCUAGAAGUGUCUAGUCAAUGUAAAGCUGUAAUAUGUUGUCGAGUGACGCCAUUGCAAAAGGCGAUGGUCGUUGAGUUAAUUAAAAAAAAUAAAUUUGCGGUGACACUCGCAAUUGGCGAUGGCGCCAACGACGUUUCGAUGAUAAAGACGGCUCAUAUUGGUGUUGGUAUUAGCGGGCAGGAAGGAUUGCAGGCGGUGUUAGCCUCUGACUAUUCGAUAGGACAAUUUAGAUUUUUAGAGAGGCUACUUCUGGUCCAUGGUAGAUGGUCGUACUACAGAAUGAGUAAAUUCCUUAGGUAUUUUUUUUACAAGAACUUCGCGUUCACCCUUUGCCAUAUCUGGUUUGCUUUCUUCUGCGGAUUCAGCGCACAGACUGUAUUUGAUCCUAUGUACAUUUCCGUCUACAAUUUAUUUUAUACCUCAUUACCAGUCUUGGCGGUUGGUAUUUUCGAUCAGGAUGUUAACGAUAAGAAUAGUCUAAUGUAUCCGAAACUAUACGCACCAGGAUUACAAAAUUUGCUCUUCAACAAAAAAGAGUUUUGUUGGAGCGCUUUACAUGGAUUUUAUGCUAGUUGUGUAUUAUUUUUGGUACCUUACGGGACAUACAAGGAUGGGGUAUCACCCAAGGGUUAUGUACUUUCUGAUCACAUGCUGCUGGGCAGUGUAGUAGCCACUAUAUUAGUUAUAGUCGUGACUGUUCAAAUAGCUCUCGACACAUCAUAUUGGACAGUUUUCAAUCACAUUAUGGUGUGGGGCUCGCUGAUCUGGUAUUUUAUUUUAGAUUACUUUUACAACUUCGUCAUAGGCGGUAGUUAUGUCGGCAGUCUCACGAUGGCCAUGUCAGAAGCGACCUUUUGGUUCACUACAGUGAUAUCCUGUAUAAUUCUGGUGAUACCAGUACUAUCAUGGCGAUUCUUCUUCAUGGACGUUAGACCGACACUGUCCGACAGAGUCAGACUGAAGCAGAGACUGGCACAAUUGCGUUCUCGUCAAAGCCAAGACAUAUUACGUACACCAUCUACGAGACGUACACGGCGAUCUUUACGCUCGGGCUACGCCUUCGCUCACCAAGAGGGUUUUGGCAGACUUAUCACGUCUGGAAAAAUUAUGCGCAAAUUGCCAAAUGGUGCUGAUUUUAAGUUUUCUAUGCCGUUUACGAACAAUGUUACGAAGCAGGUUAAUGUUGCUACAACAUCACCAAAGGACAACAGCGCAUCUAGAAAUUCACAUACGUUGGACACGAUUAAUUUAUAAUAUCUCGAAUAUUUUAGUCAACUCAACGGACACUAAAGUGUAGAUGAUUAGUGAGGUUCUCUUAAUUUACUUAGCUAUGAACAUUAAGCCAAAAUGAACUCGUCAAAUUUAUUGAUUCUGGUGUAUCCCAUUGAAAUCGUGUUUCCAAUUAUUGUUUCUUCUUUUUUAUGUUAAUUAAGAGGUGCAAGUAUAUUGUAUGUAGUAUUUGAGAAGAUCUCGUGAAGCAUUGAUGUCUGUGAUUAUGUUAUAUUUAAUUUAAACAUUUAUUUAUUUAAGAAAAAUGUUAAUCAAUUAGAAACUGUUACGAUUUAUAACACAUGCCUAUAAACAACGAUAAUAAUAUUAAAACAAAUGUAUGUAACUUUGUUAAUACAUCUAACGCAAUGAAUUCCAGUGGGAUACAUUGAGUUAUACUAUAAUAGAAGUAGCAUAUGCUAUUUACGUCUAUACAUCACUGUUAAGCACUUAUAGAUUUAUUAU